Messenger RNA from Synchiropus splendidus (mandarinfish), 2229 nucleotides. RefSeq names its product ORC ubiquitin ligase 1 (gene obi1). The transcript is spliced from 6 exons. Gene Ontology annotation, biological process: protein monoubiquitination; regulation of DNA replication. The record is from RefSeq and is a predicted model, not a curated record. Bases 83 to 2008 code for a protein of 641 amino acids. Lineage: Eukaryota; Metazoa; Chordata; Actinopteri; Syngnathiformes; Callionymidae. Gene Ontology annotation, molecular function: metal ion binding; ubiquitin-protein transferase activity.
GUCUACCGCGGCUCUGCCCUGCCGAGGCUGCGCGUCUGUCUUUAGUUUGCAUGUGUUGACGCGGUCCACGUCGCUGUCGAGAAUGGAUACAAACUUCCAAACGUCAACUCUGUUUCUCACGCUCCCGAUAUCGUGUCAGAUAUGCCUCGGAAAGGUCCGACGACCGGUCAUAUGUUCCAAUCACCACGUGUUUUGUGCGACCUGCAUGGAAAUGUGGGUGAAGAAUUCCAGCCAGUGUCCCACAUGCAGAGUUCCCAUCACGACAGAAAACCCCUACAAAGAAAUCAUAGGAGGCUCAAACGAGAGCGAUCAUAGUGAUAGUCCCUCUACACGGAAACGUCUGAGGAAAACCAGAGGAGAGCUGCUCUUUCAGGAAUAUGAGGUUGAAAUUGAAAAUCUCAUGAAGGAAAAUGAAGAGUUAAAAACCAAACAACACCACUUGGAGUUGCAACUGAAGACCGCCUUGGAUCCAGGCUCCAGUUUGAAGUCGACCCAAAGUGAUGACAAAAAAGUAGAUCCGUACAUCCUUGAAGAGCUGGCAAAUAAGCUGCGUGCUGCGACAGACGCUUGUGACGAAGUCAAGCAUGACAUGGACAGACUGAAAGAGGCAAAUAAGGUGCUGAGAUCACAAAACCUUGACCUUGUUCGAGAGAAUAUGAGACUGAAAUCAGAAGUUGCCAGCCGUUCUCCACAGAAGUUUGGGCGUUACACGGUGGCAGCUCUGGAAGCAAAGAUCCAGCAGUAUGAACGUGACAUGGAGCACCUGAAGAAAGCCCUGGAGCGCAGCGACCAGUACAUCGAUGACCUGGAGAAUCAGCUCAGGAAAUCAGAGCCGAGACCUGUUGAGAUGCAGCAGGUGUGCAUCACAGGCAAGGCUCAGUCAGAGCCGCUCACACAGCAAAUAAAAAUCGACAUGAUGAAGAGAAGCACCAGUGACGACGAGAGAGCCUCCAUCUGCAGCAAUCCACUGGCAGAAUCUGGAUCUUUUCCUUCUUAUCACAGUUUGAUGUUCAUGCCAUCCGUCGAUCAAAGCGAGUCGAGCAAAACUGUGAGUGUGAACCAGAGCAGUGCGGUGGUAGACAGCACGACCUCUGACCUCCUGCCCUCCACUCCGUCGACCGCUUUUCGCUCCUUGACCGUGCGUAGCCCCGCUUUCCGUGACAAGCGGGUUUCAGUCAAGUCUCGGUCUUAUCUGAGGAAGCUUGAUUUUGAUGGAAUUCCUAGUCCCCGGAAAAGCACAGACAUCUCUGAGAAUCCGUUCAGCAGCCUUGACAAAUUCUCUAAAAACCUGUCCUCGAAUACUGAAGCCCAUUCUUUAAAGUCUGUGUUCUGGGGCGCUUGGCACAAAACGAAAUCCAGCGACCAACCGUUUUCUGGUCAGAGCAAAGAGGUGUCAGCCACCAGUAAUGCUGGCGAGGAGCCCGAUACUUUCCAGAAGUACAGCGAGGCUUCGAUGGAUGCGGCGUUCCUGGACAAAAUCUCAGAGUUGGACUCCAUGAUGCUCGAAGGUGAGAGCUCCAGCAGCCGAGGGUCUCAGCUUUCCCUCGCUUCCUCCUCUCCUGCCAAGUUGGAUGCAACUCUUGUUCCAGAACCAGCAACUGAUGAUGAGAGAGUUUUGGAGGGUGAGCUUGAACAGAACCGACUGUCUAAUGGCACCUUAAGCACUGAAGGCAGUAACACGGUUCUAAAAGGUGGUACAGAGGGAGGAUUUUCUCCACAGAGGUCAGAUGAAGUGAGCAAUGUCCCGGCGUGCGCUGGACACAGGGUAGUUUCACAGAGUGGAGACAUGCCUGUUGAGUUGCUGUUUGAUCCGAUGGAGGCGAGCAAAGCCGGCCCCUCUGAAACCAGAAUGGAACAACUCACGGAUAGUGAGAGCUCCUUCCCCUGUCUCCCUGGUGAAGCUGUAAACACACCAAGAGAGAGACUUAUGUUUGGUCAUGGAGCAAAAAGAAGAUCUUACAGUCCCUUCAACACUAGCAGUCCCACAAAACUGUCCAAGCUGAUAUGAAGAUUUUCCCUGCUGUUUUUUUUUUCCUCAGAUGAAUGAUGUGGAAACAUGGCAGAGGCUGUGUGUUCUAAGCUCUCCACCUGUUGGAUGUUACACUGUAGAUGAAAUACCUGAUUUAUAGUUGAGACAUGAUUCAAACUUGGAGAAUUGAUGUGAUUGUAUACAUGUGAAAUGUUUAUGGAAAAAUGAGAACCACCUGGAAAGAAAGUAACAAAAUAAUG